Messenger RNA from Egretta garzetta (little egret), 16159 nucleotides. Its product is annotated as golgin subfamily B member 1-like. Gene Ontology annotation, cellular component: Golgi apparatus. Lineage: Eukaryota; Metazoa; Chordata; Aves; Pelecaniformes; Ardeidae. The record is from RefSeq and is a predicted model, not a curated record.
UGUUGACGUGUCCAACAUGUUCUUUAAUGUUUUUAUUUAUGAUUUUAUAGAAAUAUGUAUUCAUAUAAUCCCUGUUACAUUGCAGUGGCAGGCAGUGUUUAAGGCCAGGUUAAAUAUUAGCAAACUAUAUGUGGUUUGUAUCUUCUAUUUAUAUGUGGGAGAAGCAACUGAGCUGAAUAAUACUUCAUGGCAUUUACUCUUUAAAUACUUCUUCGGAUUAUUUUUGAUAGUAUUGACAUUUUACUGACUAGCAGUUUUUAGCAAAGGCAUAGUAUGCCUAUUUUAUGUAUAAUUUCAUUAUUUCUCAACAACUAGUCAUGUGGUGGAGAUCAGAGGUGCUGUCAGAAUGGAACAAAUUAGUUUCAAGCAUUUUACAGUGAAAUAUGUAGAGAGAAGUAUGAGUUAAUUACAGUUAUCUGGGAGUCACUUUGGUAUUAUUUUAUUUCUUUUUCAUAGCCAUCGUGAAACUAUGUGGAAAUGGGGUAGCGGAGAUGAUUCUCCCUCCAAAACAGUAGCUGCAGGCUCCCAAGAUGCAAGAAGCAUGUCGGUGACGGAUUUGACUGAGCAGCUGACAAGUACCCAACAGCUGGUAACGCAGCUAAAGGAGCUUGUCAGAGAGAAGGAUGCUGAGCUUCGAAAUAAAGAUCUUCAGUUAAAGGAGGAGAAGGAAUCUGCUGAUGCCAAACUUUCCAAGUUGAAGCUGCAAAACAAAGCCAAGGUUGCAUCAUUAACCUCACAGUUGGAAGAACUUAAGAAACAGUUAUCAGUAUCAGGGGGCUUAGAGGCAAAAGCAGAACAGAAAAAGGCAUCAAAAGAUGGUGACCAGGAAAAUGCUGCAGCAAAUCGCGGGAAAAUAUUAGUACUGAGAAGGAGAAUUGAAGAACUAGAAUCCCAGAUCACACAAAAAAAUGAAGAGUUACAAAAAAAGAGUGUUGAACUGGAGGCCCAGCGCUGUCGUGGGGCUGAAAUGGAUGCCAUGCUGGCAGAGAAAGAAAAGAAGUUAGCCGAAAGAGAUGCUUAUAUCAUCGAUUUACAGAUAGCGUGUGGAUCAAGUGGUGUUGCCAAUGAAAUACUCUUGCCCAGUGAAGAGUUGAAGAAUCAGCUGGCUGUUAAAGAGUCAUCACUACAAAGCAUGCAGAUUCUAGUUCAGAACCUUACCAAGAAGGUUGGAGACAGUGAAGAAAAAUGUAGCUUGUUCCAGGAACAGAUUGAGAGUCUUAAAAAUAUUCAGAGCAAAGAAAGAGAACGUUUCCAAGGAAAAGAAGCUACAUAUAUGGAAAAUGUACGUGUGUUUCAAAAUAUUAUCCAGGAAAAGGAAAAGGAACUGGAAGCACAGAGAGAAAAGCAUGAGCAGGAGCUCUUUAAAUUAGCUGCUAAAUCUGAUGCAAGUGCUGACCUAGAACAGCUACUAAAGGCCUUGAAACAGAAGCUCCAUGAAAAAGAAGAAGUCAUGCUGGGAAGGACACAGGUGAUAGAUGUCUUGCAAAAGGAACUGGAUGCCAAGGACCAGCAACUGAAAGAGAUAAAUGAAAACCUGAAACGUCUUCUGUCUGAAAAAGAAAACCUCCAGUCUAAACUGGAUGCUGAGAAACACGUAAUGAGAGCCCAAUUAAGAGACAUGAUGGAGAAACAUGAGCUUGAAAUGACAAAAGUUAAGGAUAAAUACAAUGCUGAACUGCAUGAAAUUCAAGAGAAACAUGAAACUGAGCUGCAAGAGAAAGAUCAGGCCCUGUUUCAGCUUAAGAAACAAGUGGCAGAAUUAAGUGGUAGUGGACAGGCUAACUCAAAAGAAGUUAGAGAUCUGGAGUCUAUAACCAAAGAGAAGCUGGAAGAUUUAGAAGUGCAAGUGAAAUUGAAAACGGAAGAGGCCAGCAAAUCUGAAGCAAAGUUUCUGAAAAUGAAGGCUUGGUCUAAAUCAAGAAUCAAACAACUAGAGGAUGAACUAAAAAAUUUUUCGUCAAAGAAUAAUGAUGUAUCUGCCUUAAACAAUCGCAUCUCUGAAUUAGAAAUUGAAAACGAAGAACUACAGUCCAAACUGCAAUCGCUAUAUGAAAUCAGAACUCAGAAUGAAGAAUUGCUGACUAAGCUGGAAGUCUAUGAAGAGCAGCAAAGGAAAUUGCAAGCUGAUCUUGACCAAGUCACAAAAAGAGCAGCCUCACAGGCCAGUGAAUCGGGUAGUGUGGAUGAAUUGCAGAGUCAGCUCUUGGAGUGGCAAGAAAAUGUACCGGAGUCAGAGGAGUCCCACGAUCAAGUCAGAGAAGAGAAAUCUGUUAUGGCCUUGAGAAUGGCUCAGAUUGAAGAGGAGAGAGAAGCCAUAGUCUCAGGGCAACAGGAGCUGGAGGAGGAACUGACCACAGUUCAAGGAAUGGGCAGGCUGCAGCAGGCAAGAAGAAAAAGUAAUCAGACCAGCAGGAAGCUUCAGGAAGAAUACAACUUUGAUAGAAAACAAUGCUUUCAAGAAUUGAACGUCACCUUGGAUAGCACUGAUUCAGCUGAAGGAGAAAAUAUGGGAGGUUGGUGGCCAGAGUACACUUCACCUAAUGCAGGUUUACGGAGUGUGGUUGAAGAAUUGGAAUUGGAAAGAAAUCAACUGCAGGAACAAAUUCUUUUCCUAGAAGAGCGUUGUCAGGGUUUGGAAGAUAGAUUGCAGCUUCAAGGUAGAAUGGAGGCUCUUCAGGUAACGUUCGGUGUAGAUGAAGAAGGGCAGCUAUUGAGGGCGGUACAGAAUGAAAAUGAACGUUUGCAAACUCAAUUCACCCAGUUACGCAACCAACAAAUGCGAGAUGCGGAAAAGCAUCAAAUUCUGAUCUCUGGCUUGAAUGAGCAGCUUAAAGGAUUAAGUGACAGAAAUAGCUUCCUUGAAACUUCAGUUGGAGAAAAAGAACAAAAGCUGUUGAGCACAACAGAAAAACUAGAACAAAUUGAAACUUUGAGGAAACUGCUUCAAGAAAAGGAUAUUCUGAACAAAGAGCUUGGUGAAAAGUUUGUGCAUACUGAGCAAAAACUGAAUGAAGCCUUGAAGAAAUGCAGUGUUUACGAAGUGGAGAACACUGAGCAAAAAACAGUCAUCAGUGAUCUGACAGAAAAAGUUGCUACGCUGAAGGAAAAGACUUUGAAACAAGAUGGCAUGGUAGAGUCGAUGCAGCUGGAUCUGGACCAGACAAAUGAAGAGCUUGACAAAUUGAAUACAAGCCAUCUGGAGGAAAGAUCUCAACUUAUUCAAGAUCUCCAGAAACGUGAAAGAGAAAUUGAUAAUCUUAAAGAAGCACUGGCAGAAAAAGACAGAGAGAUGUCUGUCCUGUCUUCGAAUAUGACAGAAUAUUCUGAACAGGUCAUAGUUCUGAAGCAUCAAGUACAAUGCAAAGAGGAGGAAAUACGAGGGAUGGAAGAGGCUUUAUUAAAGGCUGAAAGGGAAACUCUUUUACUGAAAGAUGUACAAACAGCUGAUGUAAGAGAUGCAAGCAUGAAGAUAUCUGUCCUUUCUGAGCAAAGUAAUACAAUGAGACUAGAGCUAGAAAGAAUUAGAGUUGAGAAUGAAGCUAAAACCAAAGAAAAUGAGGAAUUAAUAAGACAAAGCAGUGAGAACAGCAUUACAAUUAAGGAUCUCCGUUCUGAAAUCAAAGCCAACAACGUUGCAUACCAUAACAAACUUGCGGAGUGUGAGUCGCAAAUUACUUUGCUGAAAGAACAAAUUAGUAAAUCAUCUGAAAAGCUAAAAGAAACUGAGGAUAAACAAAGAAAAGAAACAGAAUAUUUGAAAUCUCAGCUCGAGGAAAACAAUACUCUAAAGGAAAAAUGGAGUGAUUUGCUUAAAGAGAAAGAGAAUAAAGUACAGACACUUGAAAAUGAGUUAAAAUCAAUUAAAGAUUCAUACAACAAACUGGUUUUGGAAAAUGCUAAAAAAGAUGAAGAGGUGGCUGAGUUAUCUAGGAAGCUUAUAGAACAUACUGAACAUCAGGAAGCAAUUAAAAAAGAAUUACAAGAGAAACAAGAGUUCAUUAUUUCAUUAGAACAGAAGCUUGGGGUUUUGGAGCAGCAAAAUGAAGAGACUAAACUUAAAUUAACUGGAGAUCUGAAAGCCAAAGAGACAUGUUGCGAAGAACUUAAUAACCAAUUAAAUGAAAUACACAAACAAAUUAACAAGAUGGAAAUAGAGACACGGGAGAAAGCUUCAGCUAAUAAGCAAUUGCAGGCAGAUCUUGAAGGGAAAGAAGAAAAAUUGGCAGAGCAAAUAAAAACAAAUGAAUAUCUGAAAACAAGUAUGGAUAUGGUGGAAAAAGAGAAGGAACAGCUAAUUAGUGAAAAAGAGAAUUUGUCCAAACUCCUAGAAGUAAAAGAGUGUGAAUUGUUAAAGAAAAUCCAGGCUGUGGCAGAAAUGGAGAACAAGUUAUCUGUUAGCACUGCUGAGCAUGAAAAAACUCUUUCAGUACUAAAUAGUGAUAAAACCACUCUGGCAAAAGAGAUUGAACAACUUUCAAUACUUGCCGAGCAAAAAGAAAAUUCCAUUGCAGAACAGCUGCAGGAGAAAACAAAGGAAUGUAAUGUGCUAGCUGAUCAGUUGUGUGAAAGCAAGGAACAGACACAACAGUUGCAUGAACAAAUGCAAUCACUUCUCAUUCAGCUGAAGGAUACUAGAGACAAAGAAAUAAAGAAAGAAGAAAUGUUAAAUAAUAAGUUAUCUGAAUGCACUAGCCUAAUCCAAGAGCUCAGCCAUAGCAAGGAAAAGAAUUUGCUACUGCAGGAACAAAUUCAAAACAUAACUUUGGAUUUGGAAGCUGCGAACAGGUCUCUAGAUGAGAAAAUCCUUCAAAAUGAUUCAUUAUAUAAAGCAAUGGAAGAGAGUAAGUUUUGUGUUGUACAGUUGCAGGACGAAAUUAAAAAUCUUAAAGAUGAAAAAACAAAAUUAUCCCAGUUGGUAGAGGAAAGAGACCUGACUGUAAAAAGUCAGGGUUCAGAACUUGAGAAGUUUCAUAGGCAAGUUUCUGAAAAAAUGGCAGAAAGUACAGUGUUAAAUAAUCAGCUACAGCUAUUAAGCAAAGAAGUGGAUGUGCUUAAGCAUGAAAAGGAGGACUUUUCGAGCUUACUGAGCGAGAAGUCAUGUGAAUGUGAAGUUCUUCAGUCACAGUUGGUACAGCAACAGUCUGAAAUUACUUCAGCAAGGCAACAAGCACAUAUAGCAGCUCUAGAAAAUGAAAAAUUGAAAGCAGACGUUGAAGCAGUUAACGUUAUGGUAAUGAAAAAGUCAGACGAAGUAGCUGCUUUAACUUCCCACUUGUCCCAACAAAGUCAUAAUAUUUUAGCUCUGAAGGACCAAAUUGAUGGCCUCUUGAUUGAAAAAGAAAAUUUAAAAAUUGACUUUGAAGAAAAAGAAACUCUCCUUUCUGAAAAGGAGGCUUUGAUUCAGCAAAUGAAGGACAGUAAAAUGGCAGCAGAAGGGCAAUAUGUGCAAAUAAUUUCUGAUCUGCAAAACCAACUACAAGCCCUAGGUUUUGAAACCAGCCAGCUUAGACACACAAUUCAGGAAAAAGAAAAUGAAUUUAAGAGGCAAGCCCAAGAAUUAAAGUUAUUGAAAGAUAAAUCUGAAGAGUCUGAUGUGCUUAGGGUUCAACUGUCUGAGAAUAUGGAGGUUAUUUCUGACCUUCAGUAUCAGCUUAAAAGUGUGACAGAAAAAUCAUCCCAGUUGAAUGAUUCAAUUAUACAGAAGGAUGAAUCUCUAAAACGAAAGUUAGAUGAAUACAUCAGUUUAAAAGCACAGCUUUCUGAGGUGCAGGAAUCUUCUGUUUUGCAGCAGAAACAGUUGGAGCUUUUAGUCUGUGAAGCAGAACAAUUAAAAGUACUUGUUUCAGAAAAAGAAUUAACCAUCAGUAAUAUUUCAUUAUCUAGUGAGAAUAUAAAGACUCAACUUCAAGAGAAAGAGAAUGAAUGUGAGGUCCUAAAGAAGCAGGUGGAGGAGCUGGAGGAAGUGAAGGUGAAUUUACAAAAAGAAAUACAACAUCAGAAGGAUGUAAUAAUUGAGAUGGACCAGUCCUUAUCAGAAAAGGAGUCAUCUCUUACAGAAAAUAAAAGUCUCCUCAAAACUCUGGAAGAGAAAGCAAGUAAAGAUGAAGAGAAGACAAAUUUAAUUUCUCAGCUCAAAAGUCAGGUACAUGAACUUACACAAGAACUACAGAAAUCUAAAGAACUAGUCCAUGAGAGAGACAGUGCCUUUUUAUCUCUUCAGGAGAAAAUUGAAGCACAGUAUGAACUAAGAACUGAGUUGAAUGCAGCUCUUGGGAAAAAAGAAGAAGUUAUUGCUGGCCUGCUUAAUUCUUUAAAGGAGAAAGAUACCAGUAUACAGUUGGCAGACAACAACGUUAACGUUCUUUCUAGUGAGAUUGAGGUUCUGAAAGAAAAAUCAGAGAAAAGUGGUACAGCCAUCAAAAACCUUACCAAGGAAUUGCAGGAAAAGAACGAGAAGCUUGAUAUUAAUCAGAAGAAAAUUGAUUCUUUAACAAUUGAACUUGACUCUCUUAAAAACGAACACCAAAAAGCACUAGACCAAAUAAGUAUACGGGAAGAAGAACUACAGCAAAAAGAACUGGCUGUGGAGUCUCUGCAUCUGAAGUGCACUCAACAGGCAGAUAACAUAGCAUGUCUGAAGUUAGAGUUGAACAAUGUAAAUUCCAAAUCAUCUCAAGACUGUCAUGACAAUGUGCUUUUCAUAGGUAGUCUGCAAUGCCAGGUAGAGUCUCUGGAGAAAGAAAAAAAUCAAUUGCAAGAAAAUGCUGAUAAACUGAUGGCUGAAAACACACAACUUAUUACAUCUCAAAAUAAUUUGCAAAAGAAAUUGGAAGAGCUGCAAGAAAAAAAUGAAAAACUAGAAACCAGUGAGAAUUAUUCAAGAAUGCAGAUAGAUGCUGUCAAACUGCAGUUGAAGACUGAAAAAGAGAAGUUACAGAUGCAGGUUAGUGUGAAGGGUGAAGAACUUUCUAAAUUAGAACUUAAAUUUGAAACUCUAGAACAGAGUCUACUUGAGUCAGAAAACAAAUGGGUGACAGAACUUGAUAGGGCAACUUUACAAAAUAAUAAUCUCACUGAGCAAUUGAGCAGUUUAGAAAGUGAAGUUAAAUCAAAGGAUAGCAAAAUCCAGUCUUUGCAGCAAGAGCUGGAUCUUAUAAAAGAGGAAUUAACUCAAAGCUUAUCUUCAUUACUUAGUAGUAGGCUUUUAUGUAAAGAAAAGGCACAGACUUCAGAUUCUGAACUUCAGCUAACUGAUAGUAAAAUUCAGUUGGAAGAAUUCUCCACUCUGAUAACCACUCUUUUGAGCAAAGAAACAGAAGGACAACAGUUGCAACUGGUGCUUUUAGAAAAGCAGAAGGAAAUAGACACCAUGAAGGAUGAAUUAAAAAGUAUGCAGUCACUUGAGAAGCAGAAGGAAUUGCUGCAGAAUGAUAUUGAAAAGAUGAAGGGUAAAUACAAAUCUGAAAUUGAAUGUCUGUCAGAAGAAAUGGUCACAGUCAAGGAAACAUUAUGUAAACAACAGUCUCUCUUGCAAGAAAGAGAAGAGUCUUUUGCAGAAAUAAAUAAGCAGGUUGAAUUUCUUCAAGACAAGAUAAAUAAAUCAGAAGAAAUAGUAAGAACCAGUCAAGAAAAACUACACGUUGAAGGGAAAAAAGUAGCAAGUCUCCUUGAAGAAAUGGGGAAAAAAGAUCAACUCAUCGAAAACUUAACUUCCCAGGUAAAUCAGCAGACGGAUUUAAUUUCUGGUCUAAGCCAGCAACUGAAAGAAAAGGACUGUUCUGUUGCCCGGAUCAUGGAAUCAUUGUCUAAUGAAAUGUUGAAUUUUUCUGAAGAGAGAAAUACAUUAAAUACCAAGCUGCAAGACCUUGAAGCUGUUCAUAAUAGUUCUGUAGGAGAGCUAAACAGAGUAUUGCAGGAACUUGAGGUUUGUAAGAAAGAACUGGAACAUAGUCAGGUUACGUUAAGCAGUAGGGAAGCUGUGUUUAAAGAUCUAAUGAAUGAAAAAGAGGAGAUGCAGUUUAAUCUUGAGAAAAUGGGCAAGGAAAAAGAGAAUCUGAAAAAGAAACUUCAAGCAGCAUUGAUAAUAAGAAGAGAUCUAAUGCAGAAAGUUGGAAAACUAGAAAAGAGCGGGCAGGAAGAAAUAGAAAAAGAGCAAAAAAAAGCAGAGGAGCUGUUGAAGAAAGUUACUGAGUUAACAGACAAACUGAAACUAGUUGAAGUACAAAAUAAAGAUUUUGAGUCUCAUCUUGGAACUCUGAAGCAACAACUUUUAGAAAAAGAUGCCAAAAUAAGCGAUUUGACGGAAAUUUUGUCUUCAAAAGUUUCCUAUUUAGAGGAACUUCAGGACAAUAUCACAAAACUAAAUGAUGUCAUUGCUGAAAAACAGAACAUAUGGGAGCAGAACGUAAAAUCCUUAGAGGAAAAGGACUGCAUGCUUGCCCAUGUGCAAUCUAUGCUUGAUGAAAAAGCAAGUGCAUAUGAAGAGGAACGUUCUCAGCUGCUCUUAGCUCUUGAAAAGGUGAAGUCUGAAGUUAAGAAGAAGGAAGAAUUGUUGAAAAAUUCCAGUUCAGAAGAGCCUGGUUUAAGUGCUGGGGACAGGAGGAAGUGUCUGGACCCCAACAACGACAUUAAUGUCAUGAAUGAACUAAAAAAAGAAAAAGAAGCCUUACAGAGGGAGCUUUUGGUCAGGAGAGAAGAUAUGGAAAAGUUUCAGAAAGAAAGGGAAGAGCACACUAAGCUUGCAGCAGAUUUUGAUGAACAAAAAAACCUCCUUGAGCAACUCAAACGAGAACAUAAAGCACUCUGGGAAGUUCUUCAAACAAAAUGUAAAGAAUUUGAUUUUAAUCUAAGGAAUAUGGAAUCGGACAAAAAAAGAAGCGAGGUUCAGGUUGCACCCCUAAAAGAGUCAGAAGAAACAGUCACUUCAGAGGCAAGUAAAGAUGCAGAGUUAAAAGAACUAAGAAGUAAUUAUGCAAAACUUCAGGAGGAAACAGAAAUGUUAAAGAAAGAGUUGAGAAAAAUAUCAGUUGAAUUUGGUGAUGAAAGAGCAGAAACAGUCAACUUAAACUCUUUGAGACAGCAGGAGCAGUACCAGGAGCAAUGUAAGGGCAGCUUGUUGGAGGACAUAAAGCAGCUACGGAAAAAGCUGAAAGCAUACGAGGCUGAAGCUAUAGACAUAAAGGCAGCGCUUGAACAUGUGAAUAAUGAGAAAGAAGCACUUACUAAAAAAAGUGAAGAGGAUUACAAGAUGAUCCAAGAGAAACUGCAGAGACUGAGAAUCGAAGCUAAGAAGGAGGUUGCAGAAAAGAACGAGGAAAUAGAAGCAUUGCGUUGUUCACUUACGGAUUUCAAAGAUAAACUUGAUCUGGAAAAGGAAUUAUUAAUCAAAGCUAUAAAGGAGGGUCAAGAAGCAGCCCACCAUUACAAAACAGCAUUUGAAGAAAUGAAGAUUGAAAAAGAGAAACUUCUCAAUUGUUUAGAAAAGUCCAAUGUGGAACUAAUUAAUAUGAAAAAGGAGGUAAAACGUUUCAGUGAAGAAAACAAAAAACUUCUGGCAGAGCUAUGUAUGCUACAUGAGAAGGCUGAGAUGAGUAAGCCUGUGGUGUCAUGCAAAGAGCUUAAGGAAGAAAAUUAUCCUGAAAAAGAACUGGGAGAGUUUUGUUUGGAAAGCAAUUCCCUUCACGGAAAGUUACAAGGCAAAGACACGUGUUUUCAACUCUCAGAGACCGAUUACUCUGGAAAGACUAAACUGAAAGAAGCAACAGAAUGUCAAAUCCAGAAACAAAUGGAAAUGAUUGAAGAUCCUCUGGCAAAAACUGCAAAUGUAAAUGAUUCUAAACCCCAAGAGCAAAGAACUAUGGCAGAAGAGAAGUCCAGAGAGCGCCUUCAAAGAAAAUUACAGGCGGCUUUAAUAUCACGUAAAGAAGCCCUGAGAGAAAAUAAAUGUUUAAAAGACCAGAUUGAUAAGCUGAUGUUGGAAAGAGAAGAACUGGUGAACAAGACAGGUAUGCUUGAACACUUGUUAGAGCUCGGUAGGGAAAAACAAAGUUCAAGUACUGUUUCUCCAUUGUCUGAAGAGGAGAGCCUUGUUUCUGAAAAUGCUAGACUGUUGACUGAAAACGAAAACCUCACUGCGGCAUGUGAAAGUCUUAAAUCCACCAUGGAGACUAUAGUUCAGGAAAAAGAGGCCUUUUCUUUCCAACUAAAUACCUUAAAAGAUUCUCAGACAGUUGAAUUAACAGGAUGGAAGGCUAAACAUAGUGAAUUAAAGCAAGAGUAUGAAUCACUUCUUCAGGCGUAUGAGAAUAUCAGUAGUAAAAUCGCAGAUAUGAGGCAAGCUAUUGAUCUCGGUAGAAAAGAGAAGCAAGAGGCUAUUCAAAGACUCAGGGAAGGGGAAUCUGAGAAGGCAGCUCUUGAGAAGCAUUUACAAAAACUCAUCAAUGAAAAUGAGGUUAUUAAGAAUCAACUGAAACAACUCGGCGAAUCCAAGAAAAUGGAAGUUGAUGAAUUACAGAGUAAAGCAGAAAGGCAGAUACGUGAGCAAGAGGCAAGGAUGCAAGAACACCAGGAUCGUCUUCAUGAACUCACUGAACAAAAUCAUCAGCUUAUGGAGGAAAAUGAGCAGCUGAAACAGACUUCUGAAAAUUUAAAGCAGGCUUUAGAGAAAAUUCAGAAUGAAAAUGAUAUCCUUCAUAAUAACAUCACUGUCACUAAAACAGCUUUGGGAGAGCUCCAAGUUCAAAUGGAAGUGUACCAAAAUGAUAUGCAAUCUAAAAUCAAUGAUGCAUUAUAUGAGAAUGAAUCAUUGUUAAAGGACGUGAAUGUGUUAAAGGAUAAACUCUCUGAAAAAGAACAAGAUGUGCUUGCCUUAGAACAAGAAAGAAAAGUGAUUUCAGAAAAAGCAAAACAGACAGAAAACUCUUUGGACCAUAAAAAUAAUUGUCUAACAAAGCUGGACAUGGAAUGUAGAAGUCUUGCACAAGAAAUUGUUAGUCUGAAUGAAAAAGUUAAGAUUUUAGAGGAUGAUAAAUGUCUGUUACAGGAAGAAUUGGAAAAUGUACAAGAAAGUUCUUACAAAGUAAAGAAUGAGAGAGAAUUUCUUGAGACGGAAUUGCUUAAUCAUGUUAAAAAAGUUGAUCAUCUCACCGAUAGAAUGAAAUCAGCACAGGUACAGAAUAACUUGCUGUUACAGCAACUGGAAGAAUUAAAGGCAGAAAAAUGUAACGUGAUUAGAGAAAAAGAAACACAGCAGUUACAUCUUGUAAGAAUGUUUGAGGAGAAGGUGAAAAGUGCUCAGAGAGAUAAUAAUGGAAGCAAAAACAAAACGAAAGAGUUGCAGGAACUCUUAAAGGAAAAACAGCAGGAGAUCAACCAUUUGCAAAAGGAUUCUAUAAAGUUCCAGGAGCUGAUCCUGGAUUUGGAAAGAUCUGUCAAACUGUCACAGUCAAAAAGUGAAAAAUUCGAAAAGGACUUAAAUAAUAUGUCAGAAAAGCUUGCAAAGUCAAAUGAAGAAAUAUGGCAUCUCAAGGGAAAGCUUUCCUCACAGAUGAACUUGUUGGAUCAGUCAAAGAAUGAAGUAGACAGACUUACAGAUGAGAAUCUAAAUUGUAGGAAAGAACUUAAGAAGAAAGAAGACGAACUACAAAUUCAAAAGAGAAAAUAUGAGAGAGAAUUGGAAUUUAACCUUCAGCAGUUAAAGUUGGCUCACAAAAGAGAGUUUUUGAACCUAGAGGAAAGACAUGGUGCCCUUGAGAGAGAAAAAGAUAGGGCUGUUAGUGAGAUUCAUGGUUUGCGAGAAGAAGUUAGCAUGAAGGAGUCUCAAAACAAGAAACUUCAAGCGGACUUGAAUGCAGCUUUGGCCCGAUUAGCUGCUUUUACGAAGUGUAUGUCCUCGCUUCAGGAUGACCGGGACAGGGUAAUCACCGAAAUGAAAACCUGGGAAAUGCAGUUCAAAGAGGCCAUCCAAAAUAAAGAGAAACAGAUAGAAGACAGUAAUAAAAUAAUAAUGUCUUUACAAGAUGAAUUGAAAGACAAAAUUACUCAUAUUCAAGAACUGAAUAUCAAAUAUUCUGUGGUAGAGGAAACAAAGGAUGAACUGUAUUUGAGGCAAAAAUCUGUUGAUAGACAACGCUCUGAAGAGCUCUGCAGAAUAAAGGAAGAAAAUACGUUGUUUUUUAACAGGCAGCAAGAAUUGGAGAGUGUUCUUCAGUCCAAAGAAGCAGCUUUGCAAGCACUCCUUAAAGAAAAUAAUUCUCUUAAUCAUCUCAUAGAGAAUAGUAAAAGUGCAGGAAGAGAGAUAAAAGUGCUGGAAAGUAAUUUUACAAGACAAGAACAAGAAUUGCAACAGCUUCUAGCCGAGAAGGAAAAAAUGAAUGCUGAAUUGCAAAAGCAGAUGACCAUUUCUGAGCAAAUGAAGAUCAUGCUAAAUAAUAAAGACAAAGAAAUUUCCUUACUCAUUUCUUCAAAAGGUGAUGAAAUUUCUGACUAUCUGAUUCAGGUACAGACUCAACACAAAAACCAAAUAGAAGCGUAUGAACUUCAGUUAAGAUCUUUGCAGACAGAGAGACAGCAAUCUGAGGAGUCCUGUCAGAGGAUGGAAAAUGAACUGAGAAAUCUCCGGAUGAAAGCAGACAAAGCAGGUCAAGAUAAGGCUGUGAUUGCCAGUGAAAUAGAAGCCUUUAAAAAAUCAAUGUCAUCUCUUCAGAAUGAUCGGGAUGAUCUUUUUUCUAAAUACAAAGAGCUGGAACAUCUUCACCAGGAUGUCUUAAAUCAGCGGGACAGUCUUCUAGUUGGCAAUGCAAGUGAGAAUAAUGCUUUGAAACAAGAAUUGAGGGUACUUCUCAAUCAGAUAGAUGAUCUUCAUUCUGAAAAUGCAAUGCUAAGCGCACAGCUGGUAAAGUAUAGGGAAGAUCUUAACCAAGUUUUAUCUCUGAAAGACCAUCAGCUGAAAGACUUACUUAAGCAGAAAUUGGAUUGUAUUAAAAGCCUUGAACAAGAAAAAUACAAUCUUCAGAAACAAAUAAAAGAAAUGCAGCUUUCCAAUGAACUGCAAAAGGAUACUGCUGAAUCUUUGGAACAUGAAAAUAAAAAACUAGUGUCUAAAGUAAAUGAUUUAGAAUCUUUAAUUGCAUCAUUAAACAAAGAGAAACUUGUUUCUGAGUCUGGAGAGAAACUGCUAACUAGUGAUAGUGUUCAGAAAAAGGAAUGUAUAUCAAAUGGACAGUAUGGAGAAAAUCUUCAGAAGAAGAUUCAAGAACUCCAGAAAUCAGGAGGCAGAAGUACUGAGGAUGCAGAUGAGGAAUACAGUAAGACUCUUUUGGUGCUUGAACGUGGAGAUGAACUGGAUGCUGUUGCAGAGAAGAUGAUAUUAGAAGUUCGGUCCCAAAAUAGUGAGCUGAGGUCCCAAAAUGAGGCCUUUGGGAAAGCAAUGUCUGCCCUGCAAAAUGAUAGAGAUAGGAUAAUAGAGGACUUAAAGGUACUUCAGAGCAGAUACACAUCUGAACUCAAGACUGAAAAAAAGAAAGGAGAUGAACUUGAAGCUGAACUGGGUGGCUUUAAAUUGCAUCUUAUCAGUAUGCUCAAAGAAAAUGCUCUUCUGAAUCGGGCUAUUUUUGAUGCUGCAGAUAAGGUUACGCUUGAUCAGAUUGCUGAUGAAAUUGAAAAUCUCUGUAGGACGUUAGUCAGUCGAGAGAUGGAGGUUAGCAGGCUUUCAUCUGAGUGUGGGAGUUAUGUUCACCAGAUUGAAGCGUUUUCCAAGGCUAUGGCCAGUCUUCAGGAUGACCGAGACAAAUUGAUGCAGGAAGUCGGCAAUCAGAAGGCUAAAGAAGGAGCCAGCCUUGCAGCUGUUGAAAUAGCAAAACUGAAGACCAAGGUUGAUGAUUUGGAGAAGGCAUUGCAUCAGACAAAAGCCUUCCAAGCAGAAACUGAGAGAGAGAUUGCGUCAUACCAGAAUGAGCUUGCUGGAUUAAGAAUGGAAAACAACCUCCUCCUCUCGGAGUCCCAGGCGCUGCGAAAUCAAUGUCAAAUCACAGUUGCUGAGAAAGACCGACAGAUUGUGGAACUACAGAAGCUGCACCAAGACAUGAUUGUUAAGAAAUCGGUCUCUGCUGGCAGCCAUUACCCAGUCAAGGUUUUAGAAACCACCUCCCUUGCUGGAAGUGCAGAUGUGCCAGAGGAGAUCAAACAAGUCUUAGCUGAGAAGAAUCAGCUUCAGAACGAACUGCAGCGCUGUCUUCAGGAGAUGCACCAGAAGGAUCUGCAUUUCCAGCAGAUUAAUUCAAAGGUUGUGCAGUCAGCAGAAGAGAAUGCAGUCUUGUCUGCCCAGUUGAAGACUCUUUCGCAGACACUAAGAGAUAACCAGCUUCGUUACACUGACUUGCAGAAUCGUUAUUUAAGACUGGAGAGGGAAUAUCAGACCAUACAAGUGACAUCUUUCCAAGGCACUGUUCAGGAUGAAACUAGAGUAGAAGUUCCCCCUGGAGCACCACAGGAAAGAUCUGCAGUUAUUGUUGAAAUAGACAAUACGGAGCUAAAUGAACUCCGAAAAAGGCUUACAGAGACUGAGCAACAAUAUGAUUCAGUGCAGCAGGCGCUCUCCCAGCUGACAGAAACACUGUCAGAAGAGAAGAGGAGGAGAGAAGCUGCAGAAGAGGCUCUUGGACUCUCUGAGGAGCGAAUUAACAGAUUUGAAGUAAGCAGUUACAGGUCUGUACCUAGUGAAUAUGCUGUUCAGAUGGAAACUGAGGAGGAGAGAGAAGCCUUAAUCAUCAAUCCUAGUGAACAUGUUAUCGUGCGGAAGAUGAAAGGAGGAGCCCUUUCCUUCCGAAGAUGGCUUCGAGGGCGAAGUCUUUACUGUUCUAAGCUGCUGACCUCCAGAGCAAAAUCCCGCUAUUUAUUCCUCACCUACCUAGUUACGCUACAUCUUGUUGUUUUACUGUGCCUCACUGGUGUUCUCUGAAUACACUGCAUUUUCUGGGUAAAUUAUUUCCCUGUAGGUAAUGGUGUGCCAAUUUAAGAUAAUAGACUUUUCACAUGCUGCUGUUAAGCUAUGCACUGGACACAGUUGUAUAUAUUCUUGUUACACUACAGGAAUCCUGAGCUUCUUAAAAGAAAUUUGUGUAUAUCAUAGUUGCUCCAAAGUUGACUUGAAUUGCUCUUUAACAGUGGAAUAUUAUAUUUGCUAAGGAGAAAAUAUUCCCCUCUGCCCUAUAAAGAAACUGCUGCAUACAAGUUAUUUAAUAUUGUUUGUGAGUACAUAAUGACUGAUUACUACUGAAUGGGUUGUAAAUGAUAUCUUUUCUAUAUAAAUUUUAUUUUAAGAGUUAAACUAUAAAUUUUAAAGGAAUAUUCAGCUACUACUGUUUAUUGGCUUCUUGAUUAUAACAAGAAGUUUUAUAGAGUGCAAUAAAGGAAGAACUACUGGAUUUUUUUUUUUUGGCUGAAAAUAAAAGAUUCAAGAAGGUUCUUUGGCCCUGCAGUUUGUAAUGGCUCUGACAAGGUCCACAGAUAUGUGUAUGGUGAUGAGGUAAGGGAUGAUUAAAGAUUCAGUAAAGAUUCAGAAUUGAGAUGACAUGAAGAAACGCCUUUGACUUCUUAUAUUCCUUUGCUGCUGUUUAAAGGUGUGAUUUAUGUAGAUUUUCUUUGUGGGGUUUGUUUGUUUGGUUGUUUUUUUUUAAUUCACUUGCACUUCUUGGUGGGUUUCGUUACUACAUCUCUUCGGGGCAAAAUGUUACUCGGCUGGUCAACACGUGAAAUUCAAGCUUAUAAAGACACAACCUUAUGUAUUUUGCAUGUUUGGGCUCCAAGAUACAAAUGAAUAAAGGGCGCAUUUUUAGCCAAGGGGCUAUAAGAAGCAGGGGGUUUGCGUUCAGUUUCUGUAGCCAUGUCGUAGAGCAUUAUGUGUUGCGUAUUAAUACAUCCGUGUUCUCUGAAACUGCACAACUAUUUCUCCGAUUCAAAAUACCACUUAUUUGUGAAGACUGUGGCCGCUGGAAGUUGGGAGGUUGUUUUUACACCCUGUAUUGCUGUUUGUUGGUGUUUGUCCGGUCUGUUUCUGCUCCGUACAAAAUGGAGAUAAAAUUCAAAGAGGCGGAGUCUAAAGGAGUAGACAAAGUCACAAAGAAGGAGUAGCCAUUUGAUUCCCUCUUUGCUAGCCUAAAAU